AUGAGCGACUCUCGCUACUCUUACGAUGAAAACUCGGAGGUGUGGCCUUACUUUGUCAUCACACUGACAGCCGUUGUCACAAUCCCGCUUUCGCUAGUUGCUUAUAGCCGAAUUUCAGCUAAAGAAGACCCACACGCCAAAGCGACCUACGACCAGAGCGGGUUCGAGCCAGAAAAUGGAGACGCAAUUAAAACUUACCGUGUGCGGUCGAAGCGAUCAAAGCUUUUCACAAAGCUCAAUUUGUUUGUGUCGCUUGGAUGGCUUUUGAUUGGCGCCAUGGUACUGUUGGUCGCCACCAGCUCGCCCGUGGAAUCUUCCAGCACCAAUGUUUUCAAUCCCUAUGAUAUUCUUGAUCUUCCAAUUGACGCGUCUGAAAAGGAAAUUAAGGCUCAGUACCGCCAGUAUACGCUUAAGUUCCAUCCAGAUAAAGUUCGCACUCUUGAAGGCAACAUGACUAUGGAAGAUGUUGAGGCACGGUUUGUGUCCAUCACCAAGGCUUAUAAGACUUUGACAGACCCUGAGGUCCGUGAAAACUACAAGAAGUAUGGGCAUCCUGAUGGACCCCAAGAGACUUUCCAUGGAAUUGCUCUGCCCAAGUUUUUGGUUGAUGGCAAGGGAUCGACUCUUGUUGUUGGAUUUUACGUUGUUUUUUUCGCCAUCUUGCUUCCCUACGCAGUGGGUCGUUGGUGGUACUCUACACAGGUGUAUACAAAGAGUGGUGUGCAUGUUGAGUCUGCUGGGCUGUUUUUCGAGACUCUUGUUAAGGACCAGCCUCAAUUUGUUUCUCAUGAAAAGAUUUUGGAGCUUGUGAGUGAAGCCGAGGAGUACAAACUACUUUAUCCCGGGAUCAGUUCUGCCAAGGUUUUAGAGCUUCUUCAUCAGCACCUUUCACGCAAGAAGAGCGAGAAUGCUGAAGAUGAGGCUAAAAAGAUUGCAAUUGCUGCUCGCGCACCUCUUAUUUUGGACGGAUUUUUGGAUAUUGCAUCUGCUUCUAAAUCUCUUCCAUUGUGUAACCGUAUUCUUGAUGUUCGUCGCUGCAUUGUUCAGGCUAUUCCCUUGGAGGCUCGUUUGAUUGGUGCUGAGCUGGCGCAACUUCCUGGAGCUGACGCAUCAGUUGUUGGUGGAUCUGUUGUGCGCAAGUUGCCUCAGCUUGUUACCAAAAAUGCAACUGAAGUUGGGACCGUUUUGGGAAUUAAGGACAAGAAGACUGCGGAAGUUGCGCUCAAGACAGCGAAAAACAUUUUGAAACUUCACGUGUUGAGUACCUACUUUAAAACACCUGGUGAAGAUAUUGUUCCGUCCAAGUCACAAGCACAUAUUGUUGUGCGAUAUGUUGUGACAACGGAAGAUGUUGGGAAACUGCCUGAGUUGAGUCGUGAUGAGAUUCGAGAAGACGAGACCAUGGCAUUGGUUCGCAACCCGAUGCUGACAAGUAAUCAAGGUCCUGAGUUCCCACGCACUCUUGCACCAUAUUUUGGUGGUGAAGAGCACCCUACUUGGGAGAUGUUUUUGUUUGCAGGCCCCCAAAUUAUUUUGGAAGGACCUAUUGAAUUGAGUCGUGGUUAUGUGACGACUGCGGAAGAUAUUCAGAAAUACCUUGACGAGAAGGCAGCUAAUGCCAAGAAUGCAUCCAAUGCUGUGGAUGAGCAGAAAACGAAGAAAGAAGAAAAAGAUGAGGAAGAUGAUUUAAUAAUCAAGAACACUCUACCUAUUAAACCUGAGGACCAAACCAUUAAGAUUAAUACUGUGAAGAUUCCUCUUUCUUCUAUGACACCUGAGAAUGAAGGUGAUUAUAAGUUUAUGUUACAGUUUUUGUCCAAGGAUUACUUUGGUGCAGAUUUACUGGAACGGGUGGAAGUCAAGAUUCAAAACUCACCGCCAGAGGCCGUGAGCAAUGAAGUUUAUGAUAUUCCUGAGCCUGAUGAGGAUUCUAUUGCAGGUGCAGUAUCACAGAUGCGUGGAGAGAGUCGUAAUGUGAAUAAAGCUGAUAAUAAAGAGGGUAAUGAUGAUGAUGAUGAUGAUGAUGAGGAAGAAGAAGAAGAAGAGGACUUGUCGGAUAUUGAUACAGAUACUGAAGCUGAAUUUAGUAGUGAUGAGGAGGAAGAGGAUGAAGAUAUUAAAAAGAAGAAAUAA
Magnusiomyces paraingens is the source of this 2133-nucleotide messenger RNA. RefSeq lists its product as uncharacterized. The record is from RefSeq and is a predicted model, not a curated record. The transcript has a single exon. Gene Ontology annotation, molecular function: RNA binding; transmembrane protein transporter activity. The coding region runs from base 1 to 2133 and encodes 710 amino acids. Gene Ontology annotation, cellular component: Sec62/Sec63 complex. Lineage: Eukaryota; Fungi; Ascomycota; Dipodascomycetes; Dipodascales; Dipodascaceae. Gene Ontology annotation, biological process: post-translational protein targeting to endoplasmic reticulum membrane; SRP-dependent cotranslational protein targeting to membrane.